AUGCAUUUAACAUUUUUAGUUUGUUCUGUUAGUAUCGGAAUUUAUCAAGGCUGUGUAAGAUCAAAACAAACAUCAACAAAAGAAUUCUUCAUUGCCGAUGGCAAAAUGGGAAUUCUACCAACUGCAAUGAGUCUGUUGGCAAGUUUGACAUCUGCAGCAUCAUUACUUGGAACGCCUGUUGAUAUAUAUUAUUAUGGAACAAUGUUUAUCUAUUACAUUUUGUCAUUAUUCAUUGCAACAUAUUUAACAAUAAAAUUCUUCAUACCUAAAUUUCAUUAUAUUGGAAGUGUUAGCAUUUAUGCUUAUCUUGAACAACGUUUUUCAUUAACAAUUCGUAUUUUGGUAACAUGCACUUAUAUUUUAGUUACUAUUCUUUAUAUGUCUAUCAUUUUAUAUGGACCAAGUUUAGCUUUGAGUCAAGUUACUGGAUUAAAUAUUUGGCUUGUAAUUGGAUCAUGUGGAUUAGUUUGUACUAUUUAUACGAGUAUCGGUGGAAUGAAAGCAGUUAUUUGGACUGAUGUUCUACAAGCAUUGUUGAUGUUUAUUGGUCUAAUAAUGUCAAUUAUUAUUGGUAUAUUUUUAUUUAGAAACAAUAUUUCUCAAUUUUUUAAAUUAAACAAAACAGGUGUUAUCGAUUUUGGUGGACCAUCAAAAGUGUUUGAAACAGUGAAAAAUGGAAAUCGAUUUCAAUUUUCAGUUAUUGAUCUAGAUCCAUCUAUUCGUUAUACAAUUUGGAGUAUUUUGAUUGGCAUGACAUUUUCUAGUUUAGCUAAUUAUGCAUGUAUUCAAACUCAAGCUCAAAGAUAUAUGUGUGUUAAAGAUACAAAAGCAGCACAAAAAGUUGCUUGGAUUAAUUAUGUGAUGCAUGCAUCGAUGCAAAUGCUUUAUGUAUGUGUUGGAUGUUUAAUCUAUGCAAAAUAUAGUCAAUGUGAUCCUCUUCGUGCUAAACUUAUUUCACGAUCAGAUCAAUUGUAUCCAUUAUUUAUAAUGGAAACAUUAGGACGAUUUCCUGGUUUUACAGGUCUUUUCAUUUCGUCUAUAUUAAGUGCAACAUUAAGUACAUUUUCAAGUGGAGUAAACAGUAUAGCAACAGUUAUUCUUGAAGAUGUUUAUAAACGAAUAUCAAAUAAACAUUCAAUAUCUAACAAGCAUCAAAUAUUUUAUCAAAUAUUUGGUGCAUAUGCAGCUCCUAUUCUUGGUGUUUAUUUACUUGGAUUAUUUUCAUCACGAGUUAAAAGUCGAAGUGUUCUUGUUGCCUUUGUCAUUUGCUUUAUAUUUCAAACUGUCAUGCUUGUUGGUUCUUUUGUCACUGUCAAAUCAGUAAAAAAGCAGGGAGGACAACUACCUACUUCCGUUGCUGGAUGUGUACCAUCAGUUAAUAUUACUCUUUCAUUAACAACAAAUCAGACGUAA
Molecule: messenger RNA, 1413 nt
Organism: Adineta steineri
Lineage: Eukaryota; Metazoa; Rotifera; Eurotatoria; Adinetida; Adinetidae
Source: the annotation of a GenBank genome assembly